CAGAUUUGGAAGAGAAGACGCACGUAUCGUGCUUGUGAACCCUAUUGCAUAGAGCUGGGCCAUUGAUAUAUCCCAGAUCAUCGUCUGCUCGUGAUGACGGAGUCAAGCCCUUGGAUGCAGGGCGAUGCUGGGCGAGGCAGGAGGCAUUUCGGGCCGUCCCGGCGCAGAUGUGACCAGGCGGCUGCUGCUCUAUCGCCAGGCGGACGAAAGCGGCGCUUUUUUGCCGCUUCGAUUGCUCUUGCGAUGAACUUCCUCGCACAAUGCUCAAGAUCUCUCGGCGGCCGCAGUGGAUGCAGCAGCAGCGGUCUAUCACUGGGCAGACGGGCUGAUGCGUAUGCAUCUGAGAGGCGGCGGGCAUUCAUCCCAUUAGCAAAUCAUCGCCAUCAUCACUCACGGCUGUUUCGGCGGAUGGUCAGGCGGCACGCAGCAACACGCGAUGAAGCAGAAGCAGAUGCGGACUCAUCCCCGCUGCCCCCCUCCUCCCCCUCCCCCCCGCCCGCCCUGUUUCGAGUGCCGGCCUUCUCACCCUCGGCCGACCAGUCAUCCUUCAGCAUCCCCGAGGGCAACUGGACGGAUGAGGCCGCAUAUGUAUGGGAGCUGACGCCCGACGAGGUGAGGAUUCUCUAUGACCCAGAGCUCACCGACAGAGAGCUGCCCGCGCCCGACGUGUGUCCGCUGCCUGCCCCUGGUGGCUCUUCUGGGCCUCGGCUGAUAUUGGUGCGUCAUGGGAGGUCGGAGUGGAACGUCGAGGACCGUAUGCAGGGAUGGGUGGACAGCCCUCUGAAGCGGCCGGAGGGGUAUGAAGACUCGUUCUACCAGGCCGAGGAGCUCGCCGCCCUCACCCCACCCCUGCAGCACAACCGCACCGUCAUAUGGACCAGCCCCCUACACCGCUCAUACGUCUCGGCACAGAUCAUCCGCGACUUGCUCGUCGACAGGGGACAGCUCGACCCCUCUGUCGACGUGCAGAUGGACUGGCGGUUGAAGGAGAGGCACUACGGCGCACUAACGGGCGUUCAGCGGCAAGAGGCCAUUCAGUUCUUUGGGCGAGACCGCAUACUGAGGUGGCGGCGGAACGCCAAGCUGCGGCCGCCACAGGGCGGGCCGCCCUGCACCACUUGGGUGAGUGAGCUGAUCCACACACAGAUGGCCAUUUGUUCAGGAUUGGUGGAUGAAUGGCUGCAGGGAGGUGAGUCGUUGGUGGACGUGCAGCGUCGGCUGUGGACUUUCUUCCAGACCAAGAUCCGCGCGAGCAUCAUUGAGGGCAACGACGUCGUCAUCGUCACACACGGCAACACCAUCCGGGCCAUACUGCCGUGGGUGGUGCCAGGUGUGUCGUUGGAUGACUUGGAGACCAUCCCCAUGGCCAAGCAGGACGAGCCGCCCCUCGUCUCCUUCCCAUGCACCGGCGAGUUCUUCCAGCAGUCCUUCAUCGCCGCAGCCAUACACAGCACCCACACAAACACCUCCAGCCACAGCCACAGCGCCCAUUGCAGCCCCCCAGCCCUGACCACCAUCAGCACCAGCUACGGCGACACACUCAAGCAGCAGAUCGUCGACCUGGCCAUGAAGUUCGACGAUCAGCAGAAAGCGGCUGUGUUGGUCACUGGCAGUGACGGUGAACGAGGAGGGGCGGGGAGGGAUGCGGCUAGGUUCGAGGGCGUCGCUGCGCUGCGCAAGGGAGUCGACACGGGCAAUGACGUCUGACGCCUGCACGUCACGUUGGGGGCUGCGAGUGUUCUGUCUGGUGAGAGGGAUGAGUGUGUAAUGGAGUGUUGCUGCUCUGCUUGCUCAUCGGCUGACUCCCUGCUAGCGAGAGAGAUAGAGAGAGAGGGAGGGAGGGGGGGGGGGGGGGG
Molecule: messenger RNA, 1856 nt
Organism: Vitrella brassicaformis
Lineage: Eukaryota; Vitrellaceae
Source: the annotation of a GenBank genome assembly